This is a messenger RNA of Pyrus x bretschneideri (Chinese white pear), 630 nucleotides long. RefSeq lists its product as uncharacterized. The record is from RefSeq and is a predicted model, not a curated record. Bases 1 to 630 code for a protein of 209 amino acids. Lineage: Eukaryota; Viridiplantae; Streptophyta; Magnoliopsida; Rosales; Rosaceae. The transcript has a single exon.
AUGGACUCGAAACCUGCUCGUACUCCUCUAGUCAGCAAGCUCAAGUUGGAUGUUAAAGCAGAACCCCUAACUAAUCUUAGCACCUAUCAAAGAUUAGUUAGGAAACUCAUUUAUCUUACUAUUACGAGACCAUACAUUGCUUAUGCAGUGAGUCUUAUUAGUCCGUUCUUGCAUUCUCCUACCUCACUUCACUGGGAAAUUGUCAAAAGACUUCUUAGGUACCUCAAAGGCUCAGUGGGAAAGGGCAUUCUCAUGAAGAAAAAUGGUUUAGGUCACAUUAUGGGCUAUACCGAUGUUGAUUGGGCAGGUAAUGCCCUUGAUCGCAAAUCUACCAUAGGUUUUGGCACCUUUGUUGGGGGCAACCUUGUUACAUGGAAGAGCAAGAAGCAAGCUGUGAUAGCUAGGUCAAGUGCCGAAGCUAAGUACCGUGCGAUGGCAUCCACUGCUUGUGAGCUUAUUUGGUUAAAGAGUCUCCUCGUAGACCUUGGUUUUUCAAGCACUCAAUCGAUGUAUUUGCACUGUGAUAACCAAGCUACCAACACAUCGCAUCGAAUCCGGUGUUUCACGAAAGAACAAAACACAUUGAACUGGAUUGGCACUACAUGCGUGCCCAAGUUCAAGCCAAAGUGA